Trametes versicolor FP-101664 SS1 is the source of this 2193-nucleotide messenger RNA. RefSeq lists its product as uncharacterized. Lineage: Eukaryota; Fungi; Basidiomycota; Agaricomycetes; Polyporales; Polyporaceae. The record is from RefSeq and is a predicted model, not a curated record. The transcript is spliced from 7 exons. The coding region runs from base 1 to 2193 and encodes 730 amino acids.
AUGCCUAUGACCAAAAAAGCGAACUUUAAGCGAGGCAAUUUGGAGGAUCACCCUCAGGACGAGUCUAAAGCAUCCGGCGCCUUCGAUCACGACACAUCCUCAGGCCACGAUGUGCCCGAGUACGAAGCCUACAAGUACUAUGGUGGUCUCUCUGGCUUCGGCGGCCGCGGUCCCAAACUCGUAUACAGGACAUCCACUGACAGAUUCAUCCGUCCCACGGGGCCCGAAGCCUACAGCCGGGUCAUGAAGCUUGUGCAAGUUUCCGAGCAUCACAAACUCGGCCAGGAUGGUUUGUGGGACCGCAUUCGUGUUGAGGUGGUCACACUCCUCGACCGGAGAGGCAUUUCGUUCUCGUCCGUCGACCUCGCUCGUUUCGCCUGGGUCAAAACGAAUGUCCCAGUCUCAAAGGAUGAGGGCGACAAGAACGAAGACAAAGAGGAUCCGGCGAGCGAGGAGCAGCCGGACCACAACGAACUCCCACACUUCAAAAAGCGGGCCAGGGUCUACACUACACCCGCAACGAUCUGGAUUGGCGUCAUGCCCAACACCACCACUGCCGAACAAGCCUACCAUUCUUCCCGAGACAUUCUCGACUUGCUCGCACAGCACAAGAUUACGCACGUCGAGGUCGCAUACCGCGAGUCGAAGGUCACGUUUUCGGGCGGGCCAGCGCUCUUCGCGCCCCGCCGCAGCUACUCCGAUCCGCUCAAGGACGUCAUCGACGGCCUGUCCUCUGCCCUUAGUGUUCCAAUCGCCCGCCUGAGGAUGGACACGCAGGGAACUCUUGGGCUCUACUUCAAGGCCGGGAAUCACCUUUAUGGGGUCACCGCGCGCCACGUUCUCUUCAAGAGCAACGAGCCCAACGUUGAAUACAACUAUGUCCGAGGGGGAGCAAAGAAGGAGGUAGUUGUGAUGGGACCGAGCGCAUUCACUGCCCACUUGGAAUUCCUCCAGAAGGCCGUCCGCGGCCAUGAAAUCAACGUCGAGUACUUGGAAAGGUGCAUUCUAUCGCUGACGGCUCAGGCGGAAGAUAUCGGCUCCGAGUCCGAUGCAGAAGAGUUGAAGAUGGCAUUAUCGAAGACACAUAAACAGCUGACCGACACCCGAACAAAGAUGGACGCGGUCGCAGCCCAUCUGGAGAUCGUGAGGGAGAAGUGGGGGAAGCUGGAGGACCGUGUGAUCGGACGCGUCGUCUGGGCGCCUCCCAUCGCCGCCGUACCUCCCCACCAGUACAUGCAGGACGUCUGUGUGAUCAAGCUCAACAAGGAGAAGUUCCACCGUUUCAAAGGGAACGUGCUCAGCCUAGGCCCGGAGAUCGAUCCUGGCAAAUUCGAGGGCUUGAUGUGCAACAACCAGUACGAUGCACCGCGUGAAUUUGAAUAUCCUCCCAGUGGUCUUCUCGAGAUGCACGGCGUCCUCACCGAAGAAGAGAUGCACACAACCCCGCCAAGCGAAUCCAUCCGCCGCGUCAUCAAACGCGGCCCGAGCACGCUCACCACCAUCGGCCGUCUCUCCGCAUACGCAUCGCACGUCCGCCGGUACUACCCCACCGGACCUCUCGACUCAGUCGAGACCGCGAUUCACACCGACCACCCGGACUCGCUUCCGUUCUCCAUGCGCGGUGACAGCGGCUCUGCCAUUGUGGACGCCCGUGGUAGGUUCGUCGCGCUGCUUACGGGCGGCGCGGGCAUAGACGAGAUCACGUAUGGCACACCCUCAUGCGAAAUCGCGUACGGCACGCCAAUGCACUGGCUGUGGCCCCUCAUCCAAGCCAAGUUCGAGGGUGCCUCACUCGAGUUCGGCAGCGACACCUUGAAGGGAUGUGCGCUCGGUGGCUUGGACUCGCCGGAGGGAGAAGACGAAGCCGACUCGAGCAAAGUAGGGGACGGUGCAACGUUUAUUAUGGACUGCGACGCCGACGAGCUUCCGGAGAUGUUGUGGGCCCUCCCGAUUGUGCGUAUCAAGGGGAAUAGUUACGAGGACAAACUGGAUGGGAUCGUGCUCGAGCUCGCUCCUCCAUCCGACCGCCCAUGGCCUGAGCGCAAGACGACUCGCUUCCGCAGGAUUGGGCAAUUCUGGGAGAUCAUCCAAGUAGUGGGCAACACGGACUUCACGGAGCACCCGCUGUGGGGUCCGUUAACUCGGGCGAUGCAGGACGGAACUUGGCCGUUGGUGGACAUCGAGAUCGUAUGA